Molecule: messenger RNA, 5460 nt
Organism: Chanos chanos (milkfish)
Lineage: Eukaryota; Metazoa; Chordata; Actinopteri; Gonorynchiformes; Chanidae
Gene: pik3c2a
Product: phosphatidylinositol-4-phosphate 3-kinase, catalytic subunit type 2 alpha
Exons: 33
Coding region: 123-5234 (1703 amino acids)
Biological process (GO): cell migration; phosphatidylinositol-mediated signaling; phosphatidylinositol 3-kinase/protein kinase B signal transduction
Cellular component (GO): cytoplasm; plasma membrane; phosphatidylinositol 3-kinase complex
Molecular function (GO): phosphatidylinositol binding; 1-phosphatidylinositol-4-phosphate 3-kinase activity; 1-phosphatidylinositol-3-kinase activity
Source: RefSeq, a predicted model, not a curated record
AAAUGGCCAGCUCUGAGGAUCGUACAGUCUGAAGCUCCCUCGAGGUAGAACUCCAAUCAAAAAUCCACCAAUUGUGGUGCUCACCUGUCUCCUGAUGUACAUGGCACGAGAAAAUUGACUCCAUGGCCCAGAUAUCCAGUGGAAAUGGGUUUAAGCUGGAUGCACGGCCCAAGGCAGUGGUGGGGAAGGAAGAGGCUCUUCGCAUGGAGGCCGAAGCCCUAGCUAAGCUCCAACGCGAGAAGAGACACACACUCCCAGCAGCAACAUCCUCCGUCAGCACCACCGCCCGGACUACCGCCACCACUGCCUCCACCAGCCGACCCGAGACAGAUCUUAUUGUCUUCCCCGAGUCAGAAGCCAAGAAGAGGGCAGAGAAGGACAAGUUUGGGGAUAUCGACGUGGACAAGCUUACCAAUGAAGAGCUUGAGAAACUGCUUUUGGAUGAGAACUUUGGUGCCAACAGCAAAGCGAGCAGACCUUCCGCUCUACUUGGCUGCAACCUUAGUGCCUCCUACCCAGGAGGUCAUGCCUUCAGCUCCUCCCCAUUCCACUGGCACACACCUACACUCUCUGGUCCCACCAACUCAGGCAUGCCCACCCCAAAUCAGCCUCAGCCUUCUGGUGUGUUCCCCUCUGCACCAUUCCCCAAGCCCUCCUGCUCCUUCCAAAAUGGGUUCACCCCACCCAUGCCUCGUUUCCUCAGCCUCACUGCUCCACCAUCCCCCUUCAUGGCUUUCACUCCUAUCCAACCACCUGCCACUAUGGUGUUCCAGCAGCCACCUGCUGUCACUCCUGAGGUGGCCAAACUCCUCGACAAAAUCGCCAGCACCUCGGAAUACUUGAAGAACGGAAGGUCUUCCAGCAUGGAUUCGGAGCCCGCUACGCCCAAAUCCCUGGAGCCAGUGCCUCCACCGCCCUCCGAGCCCCCGGCCAUCAGCCGCUUUGAUUGGCUAGAUUUGGACCCGCUCAACAAGCGUAAGGUGGAGGCAGAGGUGGAGGAGGCCACCUGCCGACCAGUAGUAGGUGUUGUGGUAACAGAUGGGGAGGAUGCUGGGGACCCCUGGGACGCGGUGCUACGAGACGAAACGGAAAGUGCCGGCAGCCCUCCAGCUCAGGUGAAAGUUCAGCAUUCGGCAGCCUCGCAACAGAGGAGAGCGUCCACGGGGACAGCAGUAACUAGAAGCCACUCAGUCAACAUCCCAGCAACCUCCUCACAUCAUGGCUCAAGUAAACAGCUCAAUAAGGGAAGUGGAAGCAUACUCACAAAAUACUCCAUCCUGCUGGAUAAGGAGGCCCAGAAUUUAGAAGUGGCUUCCUUCUGUGAAGAUAUUGCAAUAUUAAGGACAAAGUUUCCUCACGGGGACCUGUCCACUAAUCCUGGCUAUGUUCUGAGCCCCGUGAUAUCCCAGAGGGAUGGGGGCGGGGACAAUGGCGGCAGCGUGAAGGUGUCUAUUGAAAUCUCUGACUCCCAGGAGCCUGUUACAUUCACUUGUGAUGUGAGUUCCCCAGUGGAACUCUUGAUCAUGCAGGCCCUGUGUUGGGUUCAUGAUGACCUGAACCAGGUGGACAUCAGCAGCUAUGUCCUUAAGGUUUGCGGCCAGGAGGAGGUUCUCCAGAAUAAGCACAGCCUGGGCAGCCACGAGUAUGUGCAGAACUGCAGGAAGUGGGAGACUGAGAUCAAGCUGCAGCUCCUCUCUCAGAGUACUAUGAGACGAGACCUGGCACGAAUGGCGGCUGACGACAGUUCCCCUAUCGACUUGGAGAAAUACCUAGGUCAAGUGGAGAGGCCGUUUAAAGAGACUGUCACGAGAGAAUGCCUUGCUGAGUAUCUAGAAGGCUAUCACAAUCAAGUCAACAUUUGUCUGCAAAAUGAGACCGCUCAAUAUAAGACAGUGGACAGUAUUGUCCAGUCAGUAAAAAAUUUGUGUUGUGCUUUGGACGAAGUGGAGACACCAGCCAUCACUGAUGCUAUUAAGAGGCUCAAACGCUCCGUCAACCUCCCCAGAACCCGCUCACCAGAGGUUGGUGCAAAAUCGUCUGGUGACUCUGCCAACGGUCACGUCAGCCCGGUGGAGGAGAGCAUGAUCACUCUCACCGAUGCUGUCUAUGACCUGGUCAAGCUCUACCUGCGCUCUUUUUGUCCCACCUCCCCUGGCCCCAUGGAAGUGGAGCCGGCAGAAGGCAGCCGGGCCAGUAAAGAGGCCUCCGGUACCACUGAGCACCUGCAGUUCACCCUGUUCGCCAUUCACGGUAUCAGCGGAGCCUGGGUCAGCAGUUAUGAAAAAUACUACCUGAUGUGUGCCCUGACACACAACGGCCGGAAUCUUUUCAAGCCGGUCCAGUCUAAGAAAGUGGGAACAUACAAGAGCUUCUUCUACCACAUUAAAUGGGAUGAACUGAUAAACUUCCCUAUUUCGGUUGCGCUGUUGCCGUUGGAGUCUAUGCUGAGUCUGAGCCUCUAUGGGGUCCUGAACCAGAGUAGCAACAGUUCACCUGACUCCAACAAACAGAGAAAAGGCCCAGAGCUGCUGGGCAGAGUCUCCAUGCCCCUCUUUGAUUUCAGACGGGUUCUGGCUAGAGGGACUAAGUUGCUGAGCAUGUGGACGUCUCCUCAGGCCUCUCAGUCUGGGUCUGCUGGCAGGAGGAAGAACCUGGCCGAGAGGAUUAUACUACAGGUGGAUUUCCCCAGCCCCUCAGUGGAUGUGUUAUACGUGGGUCCUCAGGAGAUCAGCUGCCCUGACCCCAAAUCUCUGGAGCCCCUGGACCCAGACCUCAAGAGGAGAACAGAGAAACUGUGUUCCAGGGCCUCCAAUUUCGGGUUGACCCGGGCAGACCGUCAGCUUCUGUGGGACCAGAGGCACCACUGUCGGGGUUACGAGCACAGCUUACCCAAGAUCUUAGCCAGCGCACCCAGCUGGGACUGGGGAAGCAUGGGAGAGCUCCACGCCCUCCUGCACAACUGGCCCCCCCUGUCGCCAGUCUCCGCUCUAGAGCUGCUUGACUCCAAGUUUGCUGAUACAGAGGUCAGGAGCGUUGCAGUGAGUUGGAUUGAUAGCAGUAGCGAUGAUGAAUUAGCUGACUACCUGCCCCAACUAGUUCAGGCUUUGAAGUUUGAGUGCCACCUGAAGAAUGCCUUGGUUGUGUUUUUGUUGUCACGAGCGCUAAGCAAUAUAAACAUCGCACAUUACCUUUACUGGCUGCUAAGGGAUGCUGUUCAGGACCCACUGUUUGGACAGCGCUAUGACCGAGUUCUAGGAGCCCUGCUGUGCCUUUGUGGGGAGGGUCUUCGGACCGAACUGGGGAAACAGACCAGACUGGUGCAUCUUUUGGGAUCACUGGCUGAGAAAGUACGGCAGGCGAGCAGCUCCAACAGACAGGUUGUUCUUCAGGAGGGUCUGGAGAGAGUCCAGAAUCAUUUCUUCUACAAAAACAACUGUAGACUGCCCCUUAGCCCCAGCCUGGUCGCCAAGGAGCUUAAUGUGAAGGCUUGCUCCUUCUUCAACUCCAACGCUGUGCCACUGAAGCUUGCCCUGGUGAAUGCAGACCCCCUUGGAGAGGAGAUCAAUGUAAUGUUUAAGGUCGGUGAGGACCUGAGACAAGACAUGCUGGCCCUGCAGAUGAUUCGCAUAAUGGAUCGCAUUUGGCUACAGGAAGGACUGGAUUUACGCAUGGUCAACUUCAAAUGCAUUUCCACAGGCAAAGACAAAGGCAUGGUAGAGCUGGUCCCAUCCUCUGAUACGCUGAGAAAAAUUCAGGUGGAGUAUGGAGUGACAGGUUCUUUCAAGGACAAACCUCUUGCUGAAUGGUUACGCAAGUAUAACCCUGCCGAGGAUGAAUAUGAGAAGGCUUCAGAGAAUUUCAUCUACUCGUGUGCAGGCUGCUGCGUAGCCACGUACCUGCUGGGCAUCUGCGAUCGCCAUAACGAUAACAUCAUGCUACGCACCACCGGUCACAUGUUCCACAUCGACUUUGGGAAGUUCUUGGGACAUGCCCAGAUGAUCGGAAGUUUCAAAAGGGAUCGUGCCCCAUUCGUCCUGACCUCUGACAUGGCUUAUGUCAUUAACGGAGGAGAGAGACCAACCAGUCGUUUCCAGCUCUUCGUGGACCUGUGUUGUCAGGCUUACAACCUUAUCCGCAAGCACUCAGGCCUCUUCCUCAACCUGCUCUCUUUGAUGACGCAGUCGGGCCUCCCAGAGCUGACUGGACCUCAGGACCUCAAGUAUGUUUACGACGCUCUGCAGCCUCAGACUACUGACGCUGAGGCCACCAUCUUCUUCACCAGGUUGAUUGAGUCCAGUCUGGGCAGUGUAGCCACUAAAUUUAACUUCUUCAUCCAUAACCUGGCUCAGCUUCGUUUCUCUGGCCUGCCCUCCAACGACGAGCCCAUCCUGUCGUUCUCUCCCAAGACCUACACCAUGAAACAGGAUGGGCGAAUCAGGGAUGCCUCCAUCUUCUCCUUCCAGAAGAGAUACAACCCUGACAAACACUAUACCUAUGUGGUACGUAUACUGAGGGAGGGACAGAGUGAGCCUCAGUUUGUGUUUCGCACCUUCGACGAGUUCCAGGAGCUGCACAACAAGCUGAGUAUUCUCUUCCCACUGUGGAAGCUGCCAGGGUUCCCUAAUAAGAUGGUGCUAGGGCGCACACACAUUAAAGAAGUAGCUUCCAAGAGGAGGGUGGAGCUGAACAGCUAUGUGCAUAACCUCAUGAGAAGUUCUACUGAGGUCACGCAGUGUGAUCUCAUUUAUACGUUCUUCCAUCCCAUUGCGAGAGAUGACAAGACAGAGGGUCUUGAUGGGCUCCCUAAAGCACCAGAAGUGCCACCGCUCAGUCCGACCGCAGGCAGAGUGGAGGGCGAGGUGAAACUCUCCAUUUCCUAUAGGAACAGUACACUCUUCAUUAUGAUCAUGCAUAUUAAAGACCUGAUGUCUGAUGAUGGAGCCGAUCCCAACCCUUAUGUGAAAACCUAUCUUCUCCCUGACCCUCAUAAAACCUCAAAGCGGAAAACAAAGAUCUCCAGGAAGACCAGGAACCCAACUUUUAAUGAAAUGCUGGUGUACAGCGGCUACAGUAAGGAGAGCCUGAGUCAGAGGGAACUGCAGCUGAGCGUGCUCAGUGCGGAGUCUCUGAGAGAGAACUGCUACCUGGGCGGCAUCACCCUCAGCCUCAAGGACUUUGACCUGAGCAAAGAGACGGUCAACUGGUACAAACUGACUGCAGUGCCAUACUUUUAGCUACUCACAGGACCUUAGACCUGACGUCUCAGAAGCCCUCCAGAGAAAGGACGAUGACGUCAAGACAUCUGGUGCCCUGAGAGGGCAAUUCAGGCUCCUCUCCUGGUCAACUCCCCCACCUCUCACUCUCUCACCGACACUAAUCAUGGUGGAUUCUUCACAGAAGCAAGCAAUCUACUCUUCCUGAUGUUUUUUUCUUUUUAACUAUUAAAAGCAAAUUGAAAUA